GAGGAAGUGACGUAGAGCCGCUGUGGGCCAAUCCGCGGCUGUUAAACGGACAGCAGGAGGAAGUCCCGCCCCCCGUCGAACCGGAGCGUGUCUGAAGAAGAACCGAGCGAACUGGUCCGUGCCUAGCUUGUCCCGCUCCGCAGCUCCAGCAGCAGCAACAUGGAGACGGAGCUGUUCAUGGAGUGUGAGGAGGAGGAGCUGGAGCCAUGGCAACAGGUGGACGACAGCGUGGAGGAAGAGGAGAUGGACUUCGUCGACUACUACGGCGAACCAGUUGAGGAUACUCCAUCUCCUCUUCCAGCCUCUGAGACUCCGCCCACCACGACUCCAUCCAUAACACCUGCCCCGACAGCUUCACCUCCUCUGCAGCUUGUCUCCUCAGUGAUGCUUCCUCCUCCUCCUCCGCCCCUCAUCACCUCCUCCCGCCUCCCUGCCCCCUCGGCCCUGCCCCUGAUGACCCAGGGCCCGCCCCUCAUUCUGACACAGACGGCAGGCGGGACCUUUCUCCUCCCAGCAGCCCCCGGGACGGGCGGGGGCCAACCCUUCUUCCUCACCACCCAGAUGACAAACGUGGAACGUUUCAGAUUCGAAGACGCCCGAGGUCGGACGUUUGAGAGCAGAGGGGAGAUGGUGAUGUGUGGAGGAUGUGGAGGGAAGUUCUUCAGGAUCGUUUCACACCUGAAGAAAAGCCGGACGUGUUCUUCACACCUCGACCUGGACAAGUUUGAGAAACUGUUGAUUCUGUACAACAGGAAGAGGAAGAGGAAGCCUGAGGCGAAGGGUUUCCCGGUGCUGAACCCAGGUACUCCCCUGCUUCUGAACCUGCAGCCAGGUCAGACGGUCCAGCCGCUCACCCUGAUCCAGUCCUCGUCGUUGGGUCAACUUGUACGGCCAAGUAUGGGCGUGUCCCCCAUCCUCCCCCAGGGUCAGACUGGCCCCGCCACCUCAGGAGGCUCCACCUUCACCACCAUGCAGCUGCCCACCACGCUGACUUUCCGCACCAGCACGCCAGGACCCUUUAACCUCCAGAUGACCCAGGUGGGCGGAACUAACUCCCUGAAGCUGGCAGCUUCUCCUGCCCCACCCUCCAGUUCGACCAACGGCGUCACCAGAGUCACUUUGAUCAGCAGCAGUGCAGGAAGAACGAUUAUCAACACGGGUUGCGGUCCCUCUGUCGUCACGGCUGCCAGCGUGACCUCGGCGCCGGCUGCCGACACCCACCGGGUGGUGAUGAGCGUGGAGGAGUUCUACUACGGGACGUUCGAAGGUGACUUGAGUCUGAGGAAGCCGCAGCCUCUGGGGAUCCCGACCUCCACUUUCACCUGCCAGAUGUGCUCACACUUGGCGGAGAACAACCUGCGGCUGAUGCAGCACAUGCCGCAGCACUCGGAGCUGAUUGGAGGAGGUGAUGAAAGGAAGUGCUGCAGGUUCUGUUACCGGCAGUUCUCGUCUCCAGCUCAGCUGCAGACCCACCAGGAGCAUGUGCAUGGCCCCGCCCCCUCCUCCAGUCUGUGUCGUAUCUGUGAGUGGGCGUUUGAGAACGAGCCGACCUUCUUGAACCACAUGAAGUCCAACCACAAGCCCGGAGAGAUGCCCUACGUCUGCCAGGUGUGUUCGUAUCGCUCGUCCUUCUACUCGGACGUCCUGCAGCACUUCGCCAGCUUCCACAGAGACUCUCGCUUCCUGCUGUGUGUCUUCUGUCUGAAGGUGACGAGGAACCCCGUCAGCUACCAGCAGCACCUGCUCAGGCACCAGGUGAACCAGGCCUUCCACUGUAACAGGUGUCGUCUUCAGUUCGUCUUCCUUAAGGACAAAACGCAACACAAACUGGAGAACCACCGCAGCGUCCGUCGACCUGCUCGGCUGGAGGGACUGCCGACGGGGUCAAAGGUGACCAUCAGGACCUACGGGAAGCUACGCCCUCAGAUGACGUCUGCAGGGUGCCGGCUCCUCCAGACCCCCUCCUCCCUCGUCCAGCCAAUCCACAUCAAGACAGAGCCGCAGACGUCUCCGACCCAGAUAAACGCUGUACUCUCCAAAUCUCUCCGAUCCCCCACCAAGAGGCCUGUCAGCCGGCGAGGCCCCGGCAACAGGUCCUCAUGGUGUGAGGGAGACAGGUUGGUAUGUCUGGAGUGUGGAACCGACGCCUCAGACUUCUCAGCUCACUACCCCACACACGUCCACUGUCUCCUGUGUCCCUACAGCAGCUGCUGCUCCAGAGCCUACGCUGCCCACAUGAUACAUCACCAUGUUCCUCGCUCCAAAGAUGAAGUUGUUCCUCUGCACAGACGAGCUCCUCCAUGUCGGUUCCUGCUGCAGUGCUCUCAGUGCCACUUCAGACCUCGGACCGCCGACCAGAUGGCGCAGCACCUGCUGACCAACCCGGAGCACUACAGCGCCACCUGUCGCUCCCGGACGUACGUUGAACCUGACAUCCAGUUCUCCCAUGAUGAAGAGCAGCAUUCCUCUGAGGAGACGGAAAUAGACCAGAGCGAGGACUUGCCCGAUCCAUCCUGGAGAUCAGGGGCUAGUUGGAAACAGCUGGCGGAGAGCAACAGCACCGAGUCCACAGUAGUCCAGUUCACAGAGAGCAGCGGGCCUCGUCACUUCCUCAACAAAAGCAGCGACGCAAUCGACUUCUUCAACCUUCUCUUCCCGACAACGCUGGUGGAGCUGAUCACCAACGAGACCAAUGCCCACGCAAAGACCUGUCAGUUCCUGGGGUCCUUCCACCCUGACUGGGUCCCCGUCACUACCCAUGAAAUCAAAGGUUUCAUUGGCUUGGUGGUUCUGAUGGGGAUCCAGAGCCUGCCCGACCCAUCGCACUACUGGUCCUGGAGUCACUAUGACAACAGCUACACCUUCUACCGUGCCAUGAGCUUCAAACGCUUCAAGCUGAUUGCUGCCAACAUCCGCAUGGGCAGCUUCACCACGGAUGAGUAUCGUGGCGCCGACAACCCCGGCGACUCUUUGCACAUCUUCAGGCCGAUGCUUGACAUUCUGGGCGGAGCUCUGUGGAACACUUACCGACCAAACUGCAGUCUGACCAUCGACAGGGCGCUGCUGCCCAGCCUGGAGGAGGACAGCUGUCAGGCUAAAGGGAACCCAAAGACCCAGCCUCAGGUGUGGCUGCUCUGUGACUCCAAGUCAGGCUACUGCCACCGCUUCUUCAUCCAGGUGGGGGAGAAGGUGGCCCAGGAGUCAGGCUUCACCGUGGUGCCGGAGCUGGUGAAGGGCCUAGAGGACAAACACCAUCAGCUGUACCUGGCCAGCUCACUUACUUCUGUCCCGCUCAUGCAGAAGCUACUGAACCAGGGCAUCUAUGCUUCCAGCUCCUUCCCCCCACCCAACCCCAUCCUGCCCAGUGAGCUGUGGGAGCAAGGUCAGCUGGAGAAGCCCGGGGACUUCCUGCAAAGGCAGUUUGGCCCCCUACUAGCCACCCGCUGGAAGGAUACCAAGGAGAUGGGCUGCCUGUCAACUAAUGCAGCUCCAGGUGAACCAGACACUGUUUGGAGAAGGUCUCAGACCAAAGUGGGGGGCUUGGACCCCAUUAACCGCCCCAUGGCCUUCAGCCUUCUUCAAGAGAACAUGCGAGGAGUUGACAUCUGCAAGCAGUUGCUGGCCUGCAACCCGCUUGGAGUAAUCCACCAGGACCGUCACUGGCGUGGCCUCUUCUGGUUCCUGGUCAACCUGAGCAUCGUUAACGCUUUCAUCGUACUGCGAGAGAGUCGCAAAGAGAACCCACCUGCCUGGGUGCAAGAUGGCCUUUUUACUCAAGUCAACUUCCGCAAACGUUUGGGCAACCAGCUUGCCAAGUGUGCCCAGAAAUACUUUGAGACCAUGGAGAUCGCCAGCUCUCGCGGGAUGAGAGCGGAUGUGGCAGACAAAGUAGUUAAACAAAGGCACAGGAUGUCAAAGAUCAGCUCCAUCUCCAAGAGGUGCAAGAGCUGCAACUUGAAGAACGUCCGACAUGAGAGCGUGUACGGCUGCAUCAUCUGUAAAGCCAACCUGUGUAAACACCCAAGCUGCUUCUGGCAGUAUCAUGGCCUGUCGCCUCUAAACAAAGGCUCAAUAAAAGUUGGAUUCCUCAAGGACAGAAUAAGCGGAGCUGUUGAGGUGGAUGAGGUCGAGGACAACAUGGACCAGUCGAUGGGCCCCGUAGAGGACACAGACUUUUCUGACGAUGACAGAAUGGAUGAUUUGGAUGACAUGGAUGAAGAUACUGAAGAUGUUAAGGAAGAAUUUAUCAAAGAAGUACAACAUCCAGUGUCUCACCUGCCAUCAACUCCGAACAGCCAGGCCCAACCACCAACCAUCUUAUCUCCCCUGAAACAGCGUGACGAUUUCCUCACUGCCCGUCAACUGAGAAUCACCCUUUUCGCUCUGUGUGACGGACUCUGCCAAGCCUCAAGGGUCUUUUCAACCGAGGCCCAGCUCAUCCGAACGUGGCUGAAGGAGGCCAAGAGGCAUUUGAAGCAACGUGAACUGGAGCAGAAUGUCCACGGUGAUGGUGGAGGUCGCAUGGUGGCCUGGGUGCUGUCCAUGCGCGAGCAGCAGCUUCCUAUCACAGAGAGCAACCUCUUCCACAAAGCCUCCACACUUAAGAAGAAGGGAUGUUUCAGUGACUCCUUCCGCAUCUCCUAUGACUGGGCAGUGAGCUUCAUGCUGCAGCAUCGACUGGGCGUUCAGAGCAUCGGCACAGCUGCCACACUGACUCGCACCCUGCCGACUUCCCUGGAGACCAAAGUCACGUCCUUCAGGGAGUUUACCCAGAAGAUCAUCCAGGUUCACAAGCUGUCCAACAGCACCGUUGCUGCGAUGGACGAGCUGUGUUUCUUUGUGGAUUUGAGGUUAGUCCAGGAAAAGUCUCGCCGCUCAGAGGCACUGGAACUCAUUGGGUCUUUACCUCUGGUCACCGUGUACCUGACAGCGCUGGCAGAUGGUACCAUGCUGCCGUCUCUGGUGCUGGGGAACCGGCAGCUUGCUGAGAAAGUCCUGCCAGAGUUCAUCCUGCUGAAGGGCAGCCCAGAGAAUUUCCCAGUUGAAGAAGCCCUAGAUCUCUGGACUAACAAGGUCUGGCUACAGCACGUGUGUGGUCGAACUCAGCCCGGUAAAUCAAUGCUGGUCUUGGACCGACAUCGGGAACACAUGAGUGAUCAAUUCCUCACUUCUAUCAGUGGGUCGGGAACCCUCCCAGCAAUGAUUCCUGGUGGUUGCUCCUUCAGUCUUCAGCCUCUGGAAGUUUGUGUGAAACCGGUGCUGCAGCGCUUCAUGCUGCUGCGCUGGGAAAAGUUCACCGCUGGAAACCCCAAACUGCUGGAAGAGACACUGCCCCAGCAGCUCCUUGCAAAUGUAGCCCAGCUGCUGGUUGACUGGAUGGUGGAGGCACUGAUGCAUUUGAGCAAACUCCCCAAGCUUUGGAAGAAUUCAUUUAGGCUGACGGGUCUUCUUCUGAAAGAGGAGGUGGAGAAGGAGGAGGCAACAACAAGUCAGAUACCCGAGGAGGUCCAGAUGGACCUCCUUAAGAACCUGACUGAGGCCCUUCUGGGUGCUGAAGCUCUGGAAACAAAUUCUCCAGAUCUACUGGAGCUGGAAGAGGACGCAGAGGAGGAACAGGAAGGAGGGCUGAAGACAUUAGAGGAGAAACAGGAAGAGACAGGGAGGGAGGUGACAGAGACGGACAGGGAGGUGAAGGUGACAGAGGGGAAGGGGAUAACAGAGGAUGAAGGGAGUCAAGAGGACAUGCAAAAGGACAUAAAUGAUGUGGUUAUGACGAUGGAGGAGGAUAGCGAGGAGGAAGGAAAGGAGACAAAGGAAGAUAGGAAGGAGGUGAACAAGGAGAGACGAGAGACCAGGAUUGUAAUAGGGGAGGAAGUUGGUGAUGAGUGGAAGAUAAAGAGCAGGACAGAAGGUGUGGGGGCAGUGGAGGACAAUGAAGAUGAAGAUAAAGGAUUGUGAACACCGGAGUUACUGCCGCACUUUAUCUCAUCGGAGGUUUACUGGAGCCUGAAAACUCCCCGGGGGCACGAACAGGUGUACGUGGGGAUGGGAGGUGGGAUUACAAGCAGCAACCUCCCCAGCAGAGUGUGAAAGGCUGGGACACCUGUCAAUCAAACGAACUCUAGCCUUCUUGGUGAUGACCUGAAGUUCCUGUCGAGUUUGAAUUCAGACCAGGUUCAGAACAGGAUCUGGUCCAGGUGGCAGGUGACCUGACCUAGAGCGAGGUUGACAGGUGAAACUAAAAAGGUGAUGACAGUCGAAGAAGCUCAGUGGAUCUGCUGAGAACUGAACUCAAAACUGCCCUGACAAUUCACCUUCUGACCUUUGGACUGUUGUUUUUUUAGACGAUUAAAAUAUCUUGACGA
Molecule: messenger RNA, 6365 nt
Organism: Scophthalmus maximus (turbot)
Lineage: Eukaryota; Metazoa; Chordata; Actinopteri; Pleuronectiformes; Scophthalmidae
Gene: pogzb
Product: pogo transposable element derived with ZNF domain b
Exons: 19
Coding region: 160-5958 (1932 amino acids)
Source: RefSeq, a predicted model, not a curated record